AUGGAUUACAAUUUCAAUUUUAAAAAUCCCUGGCUACUGCUGAUAAUGUGGCUGCAAAUAGGCCAGGCUGUGCGCAAUUUCGAUAUCCUCUUUAUUCGCUCAAAUUGUUCAGCCUUAAAUCGGGAAUAUGUAGAGGCAUUUGGUUGCCCCUUGCGCAAUGAGUCACGUAAUCGUGGCAAUUAUUUGAGCGGCUAUUGUGUCUUCAGGAGGAAUAUUACAAAAAUGAUGCUAGAAUUUCGCAUACAAAUGCCAACGAUGACAACGAAUAAUAAUAAUGUUACAAAUGUAUCCCGAGAUCUGUUGAAAUUUCGUGCCGAUGGUUGUCAUUUGGCCACGUAUAAGGCGCCAAAUCCCAUUGUAGAAUCGAUUAUUAAGAAGUUGAGAGGAAGUGGUAAUUUUGCUGGGUGUCCUCUAAAGGCGAACUUCAAUUACACCGUAAAAUAUUUUGCCCUCAAUCCCGAUUAUUUUCCACCCAUUACCCCGGAAAUGACAUUUUCGGCCACCAUGAAUAUGUUUUCGGAAAAAUUCCACUUGCUGUCGGGUCAUGUAGAGGCCAGAGUUGUCAAGAAGAAGGGGAAGUCUUUGAAGUUUUUAAA
Molecule: messenger RNA, 596 nt
Organism: Musca vetustissima
Lineage: Eukaryota; Metazoa; Arthropoda; Insecta; Diptera; Muscidae
Exons: 3
Source: RefSeq, a predicted model, not a curated record